UGAAAACAGAAUAAGAAUGCACUAAUCGUAACAAUAAAACCUAAACCAAAGGAGAAGAACGGGUAUGAUCUUCCCCCAAUUCUCUCAUUCAUGCCCGUUCUCUUCUAGAUCUUAUUUUUAUGCGACCCUUCAUAUCAAUCUUCAACUUGCUGCUGAUCAUAAAAAAGCCUUUUCCUUCGGUGUAUAUAACCGAUUAUUGUUGCGAUUCAAAUAAGCCCUUUUGUUUUGUUGAUGAAUCUAAUUGCUUCUGAAAGGAAUUGGCUUGUAAACAUAGCCGAUUCACCUUCAUAUUUCGAUUUUCAUAUACCAUUGCUAUUACCUACCCCAUUCUGUUUCUCAAGAAGUAGAUGGGAUAAGGAGUUUUCACAGCUUCAGAGUGGAUAAAUAGGUUCAAUCAAAUUCGUAGGGUUUCUGUUUUCGAACAAUGGAUUCUUCUCAAGGUUCUACGUUGGCUCGUUAUGUGAAAAAUGCUUCUAUUCAGAGGGAUGAAUCUUGUUUCGAUGGUGUUCCUGUUUAUGUUAAGGAGCUUAUUGCUGGUGGUUUUGCUGGUGCGCUUUCUAAGACUUCUGUUGCACCCCUUGAACGGGUCAAGAUACUUUGGCAGACAAGGACGGGAGGAUUUCAUACUCUUGGUGUGUACCAAUCUAUGAAUAAGUUGAUAAAGCAUGAAGGCUUCCGAGGAUUAUAUAAGGGAAAUGGGGCUAGUGUUGUCCGGAUUGUUCCUUAUGCAGCUUUGCAUUUUAUGACAUAUGAGCGGUAUAAAAGUUGGAUCCUGAAUAAUUAUCCCAUGUUAGGAACAGGUCCUUCUAUUGAUCUUUUAGCUGGCUCAGCAGCAGGGGGAACUUCAGUUUUAUGUACAUACCCCUUAGAUCUUGCUCGUACCAAACUUGCUUAUCAGGUGGUUGACACAAAAGGAUAUAUCAAAGAUGGUAUUAAAGGAGUUCAUUCUCAAUCUGUAGGUCCUGUACAUAAUGGGAUUAAAGGUGUACUUACAAGCGCUUAUAAGGAAGCUGGAGUUCGUGGACUUUAUAGGGGUGUAGGUCCAACCCUUACUGGAAUUCUUCCAUAUGCCGGUUUAAAGUUCUAUACGUAUGAGAAGUUGAAGAUGCAUGUUCCUGAAGAACAUCAGAAGUCCAUUUUGAUGCGCCUUUCUUGUGGAGCACUUGCUGGAUUGUUUGGGCAGACUUUAACGUACCCUUUGGACGUUGUUAAGAGACAAAUGCAGGUUGGGAGCUUGCAAAAGGCAGAUCAUGGAGAUGCCAGAUACAGAAAUACAUUUGAUGGACUUAGGAAGAUUGUUCAAAAUCAAGGUUGGAGGCAGUUGUUUGCAGGCGUAAGCAUAAACUACAUAAGGAUUGUUCCUUCAGCCGCAAUUAGUUUCACCACUUAUGACAUGAUGAAGGCUUGGUUAGGCGUACCUCCCCAACAAAGGUCCCAAUCAGUUUCAUCAGGAUAAUUUUUCUGUGCUCACUCUUGAUGGCGAGAAUUUACUAUGACUGACUUCAUUUUUACUGGGAUUUCUCCUAUAGAAGAAUAUCACUGCAUAUGACUUGUAAACAUUAUUGUUUUAGGAGAACCCUUAUUAUUAGAUUAAUCAAUACUCAAGUUUGAUUGUGAUAUCAUCUGGAGAGUUCCCUCACAUUGCUACUUAUUCUUAUAACUGUAAACUUGUAGAUUGUCAGACACUGGAUGCAAUGCAUUUCAUCUCCAUGAAAAGCUGCUAAACGUUUCUUUCUGCAUUUAGAAUUUUGUUACUGCAA
This is a messenger RNA of Cicer arietinum (chickpea), 1760 nucleotides long. Its product is annotated as mitochondrial carrier protein CoAc1. Lineage: Eukaryota; Viridiplantae; Streptophyta; Magnoliopsida; Fabales; Fabaceae. Gene Ontology annotation, biological process: transmembrane transport. The record is from RefSeq and is a predicted model, not a curated record.